CGUCGUCAUCCUAUCACAUCUCAGCUAGUGCUCGCCAUCUUGUUCGUAUGGUUCCUGCUGCCUAUUACAACUAAUUUCCUAGUUAGUUUUUGUCUGCCGUUCUGUGUGAAAAGUUGACUGGCUGCGGCCUGGCGUCUCCAGGCUGAUGUGCGGCCCCUGCCGGGAGGAGCAUGUUCCCUAACUCCCCCAGCCAGGGCCGCACGUCGCUCCCUUUGCCUCAGGCCGGGAGCCUUUACAGUAAACUGCCCCUGGGUUUUGUCCCGGAUGCACUGAACCCCGAGCAGCUCCUGCAUGCGCAUAUCAACUUCCAGAAAAAUGCCAAUCUUUCCAGGGUUUUGAUGAGUGGAAAUCUUUUGACUAUGCCUCCAGUAGCACCACCACAAUGGUCCUAUGGAAAUCGCACUCCAGUAAUCAACCCAGGAUCUUCGUCCUCCCCUUUUCAGAACCGGAAGAGGAGAAGCGAUGAAGGAAAUGUUCCUUAUGAUAUCAAAAGACAAAGGUUUCAGUCUCCCCCGCAAACGCCAACUAUAACCCACCAAGCAGUGCCUUUAAGAGAUAAUCUCAGAUAUUCAUUUCCAGGGUCUGGUGCAUUACCGUUGCUGCAAACACCACCUUCUCCAGAAGUAAAUGGAUGUACUCCACCUCUAUCAGAUAACUGGAUAUUAGAGCAAGAAGAAAAUACUUUGCCUGUUGCUAAAGAUAAGCUGAGCAAGCAGAUUCUGGAGUUGUUCCAAGCAUGUCAACAACAAGUCUCUGACUUGAAGAAGAAAGAUUUGUGCCGUGGAGAACUUCAGAGAGAAAUUCAGCAAAUAUUUCCACGUAAGCUUUUUUUAUUUAAUUGCUACAAUAUUAUGCUGUGCACCAUUUUAUCAACACUUACAACAUUAUUCUCUUGUUUCUUAGACAGCAGACUUUACCUGGUUGGUUCUUCUCUUAAUGGAUUUGGCGCAAGAAGUAGUGAUGCAGAUUUGUGCCUCAUUAUUAAAGAAGAACCUAUGAAUCAAAAAACAGAAGCAAUGCAUAUACUCGGCUUACUCCAAAAACACUUCUACACUAGACUUUCAUAUAUUGAGAGACCUCAGCUAAUCAGAGCAAAAGUGCCAAUUGUGAAGUUCAGGGAUAAAGUCAGUGGUGUGGAAUUUGACUUGAAUGUAAACAAUGUUGUAGGAAUCAGGAAUACAUUUCUUCUCAGAACCUAUGCACACUUAGAGUGCCGUGUUCGUCCAUUAGUGCUGGUUGUUAAAAAGUGGGCAAGUCAUUAUGGAAUAAAUGAUGCAAGUCGAGGCACUUUGAGCAGUUAUAGUCUUGUUUUAAUGGUUUUGCACUACUUACAAACCCUUCCUGAGCCUAUUCUUCCAUCUCUUCAGAAAAACUACCCAGAGUGUUUUAAUCCAACUAUGCAGUUGCACCUUGUUCAUCAUGCACCACGCAAUGUCCCUCCUUAUGUUUCCAAAAAUACUUCAUCCCUUGGAGACCUCCUUGUAGGAUUCCUCAAAUAUUUUGCCAUAGAAUUUGAUUGGAACAAAAAGCUGAUUUCUGUAAGAGAAGCCAAAGCUAUGCCAAGGACAGAGGGCAUUGAAUGGAGGAACAAAUACAUCUGUGUUGAAGAGCCAUUUGAUAGAACAAAUACUGCAAGAGCAGUACAUGAGAAGCAUAAAUUUGAUCUUAUCCAGGAAGAAUUUCUAAAGGCAUGGGUUAGAUUGAGAGACAACAGAGAUUUGAACAGUGUGCUGAAUGUGAGAGGAAUUAUUUCCAUGCACAAAAGAUAAGUGUCUGUCUUAUACUGGAAUCUCCUGGAAAAUAAAGGACAUCACUGCAAUAUUCUUGCUCCUCUAGGCUAUUUUUUUAUUGUUCUUAAUUUCAUCUAAGUUAACCUUUUUCUUCUUUAUUUUCUCUUUUUUUUUUUUUUUUUUUAAAUAUAUAAAGGAGUAAGGUUUUGUGUACAUUACAUAUGUUUACUCUAUGUAAUUACAGUUAUGUGUAUGUUGGUGUUUGAAUUGCUAGAAAUGUAAAAGCUGAAUAAAUUGCAAGAUGGGAACAGUAACAUUUUCCCCACUAACUGCAAUUGUGCUAUAAAAUUGCACUGCACAGACUAAAAUAUACCCAUUUUAGACUGUAACAAUAAAAAAAGGCUACUGCUUAUCUAUAAUCAAUUUACUUAUUUCUAAUAUAAAAUUUUAGUUUACAGAAGUGCUUGAAAAUGUUUACCUCAACAGCUGUUCUUACAGUUGGCUGUGCUAUGAUUUAGUUUUUUAUUCUCUGAUUAGUUUAGUAGAUGUAUACGCCAUAGUUCUUGGCAAUUAUGCAUUGAACUUUCAGCCUAACUAGAAACAAUUUGUGUCCCCUGUUAUCGAAAUUGAUAGUUUCCCCAUGACAGUCCAUACAAUAUAUCCUGUGAUGCACCUCUCUAGAACAGUGGUAUCGUUUUUUUUUUCGUUUUGUUUUUUUGCUGCUAAGGUUUGUUCCCUAGUUUUGUAAAUACUUGUAAAUCUGACACCUUAUAUAAGUUUCAGUGAGAGGAUAAUCUUUUUUUAACUUUUAACUUUUACAUGAAAACACAUUACUUGUUUGGCAUUCCUUUUAUGGUCUUUGUAUCAAGUCUGUUAAGGCUGUUGGCGCACAACUUGUGCGUCUCUUUAUUUCUAAUUGUUCUCUUAUGUUUGGGGGGUUUUUUUUGUUCACAUCGGGAGUAAUGUGUGUGUGGGGUUUUUUCUUUUGUGUGUCAAUUGGAAUUAAGUUUAUGUAAAAAAAUGAAAUAAAAAAAUUUUCUUGUAACUGA
Molecule: messenger RNA, 2779 nt
Organism: Bombina bombina (fire-bellied toad)
Lineage: Eukaryota; Metazoa; Chordata; Amphibia; Anura; Bombinatoridae
Gene: TENT2
Product: terminal nucleotidyltransferase 2
Exons: 13
Coding region: 171-1769 (532 amino acids)
Cellular component (GO): cytosol
Molecular function (GO): poly(A) RNA polymerase activity
Source: RefSeq, a predicted model, not a curated record